This is a messenger RNA of Scylla paramamosain (green mud crab), 705 nucleotides long. Its product is annotated as larval cuticle protein 16/17-like. The record is from RefSeq and is a predicted model, not a curated record. NCBI's taxonomy places the organism in Eukaryota, Metazoa, Arthropoda, Malacostraca, Decapoda, Portunidae. Gene Ontology annotation, cellular component: chitin-based extracellular matrix. Bases 149 to 607 code for a protein of 152 amino acids. Gene Ontology annotation, molecular function: structural constituent of chitin-based larval cuticle. The transcript is spliced from 3 exons.
ACAAAGAGCAGGCUGGACACAAGAAUAACGAACUCUAACAGAUAAAAGAGAGCAGCUAUGCUUACCAAGGGCACUAUCCCUUUCACUUGUGUAUAUAUACCCGUGUACCGAUUGACAGAGACAACCGAAGUGUCACCUCAGUGCGAAGAUGAAGUGUGUAAUCCUUGCCGCCUUGCUUGCCGUGGCCGUGGCCACCCCCGUCCCUGAAUCCCACGAGACACCCUCCUACGGCUACGCUCCUCCCCCUGUACCAGUCAAGAUCCUGAAGGACGAACGCACUCAAGGCCCCGACGGCAAGUACACCCUGGAUGUGGAGGCCGAGAAUGGCAUCGUGCUGUCUGAAUCCGGAAGUCCCGAUGGACCCGAGGGAGCAAUAGUGACAGCCGGCCAGUACUCCUACACCGCCCCUGAAGGCACUCCUGUUGUCGUCAAGUUCGUCGCCAACGAGAACGGCUUCCAGCCCGAGUCUGACCUGCUGCCCGUGGCCCCCGCCUUCCCCCACCCGAUCCCCCAGUUUGUGCUGGACCAGAUCGCUAAGGCUGCCGAGGAGGACGCAGCCAAGGCCCAGUACGGCACCCCAGCUCCACCUCCCACUUACGCCCGCUAAAAGAUCCCGCCAUGAAUCACAUUCCAUACCGCACGUCGACCCAGUAAUUUAAUUCAUUCAGUACCACAAACUAUUUAAUAAUAAUUCUUUCAACUGUA